Messenger RNA from Closterium sp. NIES-67, 1323 nucleotides. NCBI's taxonomy places the organism in Eukaryota, Viridiplantae, Streptophyta, Zygnematophyceae, Desmidiales, Closteriaceae. The record is from the annotation of a GenBank genome assembly.
ACCCGACGAAAACAGUACUAGCCAUGGGUCGUUUCAACGCUUUCUUCCUGUCGCUCGCGUGUGCUGUUUUUUUCGUGUCAACUUUCUCAGCAGGAGCGAACGCCCAAUCUUACAUGGCCAUUAAGGCUGCGGCGGCCCGAAAGACGGCUAACGACGCGGAAGCGGUGACGACCGCAGCGCUGGCGGAAUACAACAGCAAGCUCAAGGCGGAGCAGGCGAUUCAGAAACUCAUCGACGACGCGAAUGCCGCUUUGAAUGCCUCGCAGACGAAUCUCGCGAAUACGAAGAAGCAGCUGGACGACGCGAGGGCCAAGGCCGAGAAAGCGCGUCAGGAAAUGAUCAAGUUCAGGGGGGCACUGCAGACGGAGCAGGACUACCAUGACGAGCUGGAGCAGCAAGCGGCGGAGGCGAUCGCCGACACCGCGGCCUUGGAAACGGACAUCGUCCCCACUCAGGAGCAACUGGACCUCGCUAAUUCGCUCGUCGCCGAACAGACCCAGAUCGCCAAAGAGGCCACCGCCGACUCCACGUACUACGCGCGCCGCGCCGCGAAGCUCAAGACGCCCGAGGCGCAGGCAGCGGCCGCCGAGGCGCAGUUGGUCCGCGCUCAGGCGAAUCGCAUCCUGGGCGCGCUUAAGAGGCAGGCGGCGCUCGCCCUGGACGCCCUGGAGACGAUGCAGUACGACUUGACCACCGCGCGAAAGGACAAGAUCGACACGCGGAAGGCCGCGGACGAGCACCUGGUUGACCUGAACAAGGCGCAGAAGGACGCGAAGGAUGCGGAGGGGGUUUACUACAAAUACGUGGGCGACACGAAGACGCUGCCGAAUCUGAUCAAGACGCAAAUGGCCGACGUUCAGGUGAAGACGACAGCCGCGGCGAAGGCCACCAAAGACAACAAGGCGCCUCUUGGGGUGGCCGCUGGCAUUCGCGCGGCGGCCGAGACCAAGUACAAGCAGGCGAAGGCGCGAUCUGACUCGCUCAAGGCUGCUGCGGAUCAGGCGGACGCGGACUCCGCGGCGUACGACAAGGCGCACUCCGUCAACUGGAAUAACGGCAACGGUAACGGCAAUGGUAAUGGCAACGGUAACAGCAACACUGCCACCACCGGCACCACAAGCACCACCGGCACCACUGGCACCACAAGCACCACCGGCACCACUGGCACCACAAGCACCACCGGCACCACAAGCACCACUGGCACCACUGGCACCACAACUUACCACGUAUUCGCCCGCCGUCUUAUCAUCCGAUUUCCUCCCAUCCGAUUUCGCGUGGGAAACAUUCUGACCUAGGAAAUGCCUUCUGGAGCUUUCAAAGCUC